AUGAGCGGCGUGGUUGAUGCUCUCUACAUAUACGACGAGCAAAACCAGCCUCUGGUCGAGCAGGUCUAUCGCUCUCGUCCGCCCUCCGCGGCCGCCAUCCGGCCCCUCUAUUUCGCUCACCCUGCCCCGCGCCCAUCGCUACUCUAUUUUCCGAAUGCCUCGCCGCCGGUAACGGUGUUUUCUAUUGUCGAGUCGAAUCUGCAUUUCCUAGCACUCUCAGAGUCCGACACCGAACCCCUCCUAGCCCUCGAGUUUCUCCAUCGCGUCGUCGAUAUCCUCGAAGAGUUCGUCGGAGCACCGUUAAUUUCGACCAAAGUACAGGCAAAUUACGAUGUGGUGGCCCAGCUGCUUCAUGAGAUGUGUGAUGCUGGCGUUGUCUGCAACACCGAGUUGAAUGCCCUGCAGGAAGCGGUGGAGAUGCCGGGAUGGAUGGGGAAACUGCUGGGCAAUGUUGGAUUGCCUGGAUCAUCAACCCCAAUAUUGGGGCAAUCUGGGCCCAAGCGACAACCAUUAACGUCCGCCAAUGCAGGGCUUGGACCGGCCAUUCCCUGGAGGCGCCCCGGUGUGCGACACACCUCAAACGAGCUUUAUGUUGAUGUUGUGGAAUCGCUCACAGUUACAAUGGCCCCAUCCGGACGUCUACUCUCUGCCCUAGUGUCAGGGACCAUUGCUUUCACAGCCAAAGUAUCCGGUGUUCCGGAACUAGUACUAUCCCUGACAGCACCGGGGGGGCAGCACGCCAUCGGACGGAAAAUACAACUACCUGUCUUCCAUCCGUGCGUUCGGCUUGCAAAAUGGCGCGAACGACCGGGUGAAUUAUGCUUCGUUCCUCCAGAUGGGCGUUUCAUUCUCGCUGGGUACGAGGUGGACUUGCUCCCACUCGACCCCAGCCUCGAUCAACCACCCAGUCAUAUGGAGAAGCUCUUUAUCCCCACUAUUGUUGACAUUCGAAAGUCUCUCGGGGCCGCUGGUUCCGAGUUCGAAGUGCGGCUAACACUCAAUCCAAACUUUCCCGGAUACCCCGUAAACCGACCUGGGACAGGCCGGGGAGGUUCUGGAACCUCGACGCCGUCUUUCCUGGGUGGAAACAGUAGCGGGAAUUCUGGCCCGGUGUUAGAGGAUGUUGUGGUGACCGUGCCGAUUCCCCAGUCUGUGCGAAAUAUAACAGGCAUGAAAGCUAGUCGUGGCGAGGCUUUCUUCAACCCUGGGCGCGGUGUACUGGAAUGGAAAAUUCCCACUAAAGAUGCAGGGAGUGUAUCCGGAACAGCUACCCUUCGUUGCACGGCUGUCGGGCAUCCCACCGACGACCUCGAGGAAGAGGUGGAUGAUCCCGAGGCUGACACUGAGGCUAUUCUUCUACAAGGCUACUAUGACGAGUCAGCGGCAGUGUCCUAUCAACAAAAUCCGGACCCAGACUUGUUAAAACCGAAACCGAAAAAGAAGAAGAAGAAGGUAAAGAAAGUGAAGAAAUCAUUAUCCUCCCGACGAGGCGCUUCUAUAUCUACGCCCGAUGUCGAAGCAGAUCCCAACGGCAACAUAAUCCCCCCUUCAGACAUUAACUCCGAUCAACCCCUAGAACCUUCACCUUCUCAGCCUCCAUCAGAUCCACAGACUCCAUCUCAAACGCCACCUCCAAAACAACAGCCCUCACCCUCCCCUCCACCACCCCGUCCUGAAUCACCCUUCUCAAUAUUCCACACUGCGCCACGCAAAACGAGAACCCAGAUCAAUGCCAGCCUUAUGCCGAAUUCUGCGUCCGUCUCGUUUUCAGUACGAGGCUGGCUGCCCUCCGGUAUCAAGGUCGAGAGUCUGAACAUUGACCCGCGCCGAAGCCGUGGCCUCGGAGAAGGCGUGAAACCCUACAAAGGAGUGAAAUAUAUAUGCGUUAGCCGGCAGGGAAUAGAACGGAGGUGCUAG
Aspergillus puulaauensis is the source of this 1917-nucleotide messenger RNA. Its product is annotated as putative AP-3 adaptor complex subunit mu. NCBI's taxonomy places the organism in Eukaryota, Fungi, Ascomycota, Eurotiomycetes, Eurotiales, Aspergillaceae. Gene Ontology annotation, biological process: endocytosis; intracellular protein transport. The record is from RefSeq and is a predicted model, not a curated record. The transcript has 3 exons. Gene Ontology annotation, cellular component: cytoplasmic vesicle; clathrin adaptor complex. Bases 1 to 1917 code for a protein of 638 amino acids.